Messenger RNA from Dunckerocampus dactyliophorus (ringed pipefish), 1979 nucleotides. Its product is annotated as tubulin alpha-1C chain-like. Bases 166 to 1518 code for a protein of 450 amino acids. The transcript has 6 exons. Gene Ontology annotation, cellular component: cytoplasm; microtubule. Gene Ontology annotation, biological process: microtubule cytoskeleton organization; mitotic cell cycle. The record is from RefSeq and is a predicted model, not a curated record. Lineage: Eukaryota; Metazoa; Chordata; Actinopteri; Syngnathiformes; Syngnathidae. Gene Ontology annotation, molecular function: structural constituent of cytoskeleton; GTP binding.
CGUGAGUGCAAGCCGGCUAGUAAAGUGUUGCUAGCAGUACUGCUGUCGGCGUGUUCAGGGGGUGCCGUGGGACAUCUGUGUGCAACUUUGUGCAAAGUCAGCGUUUGUCCGGAAAAAGAAACAGUAUCCUUCCCAGUUACAAAGGACUUGUCUCCUUCAGGAAAUAUGCGUGAGUGUAUCUCGGUGCACGUCGGCCAGGCAGGCGUUCAGAUUGGCAACGCCUGCUGGGAGCUUUACUGCCUGGAACAUGGAAUCCAGCCUGAUGGACAGAUGCCCAGUGACAAGACGAUUGGAGGUGGAGAUGAUUCCUUCAACACCUUCUUCAGCGAGACUGGAGCGGGAAAGCAUGUUCCUAGAGCUGUUUUUGUGGACCUGGAGCCCACAGUCAUUGACGAGGUGCGCACUGGAACAUAUCGACAGCUCUUCCACCCUGAGCAGCUGAUCACCGGCAAGGAGGACGCUGCCAACAACUACGCCCGUGGUCACUACACCAUCGGUAAAGAGAUCAUUGACCUGGUGCUGGACAGAAUCCGUAAACUGGCUGACCAGUGCACUGGCCUUCAGGGCUUCCUGGUGUUUCACAGCUUCGGCGGUGGCACUGGCUCCGGUUUCACCUCCCUGCUAAUGGAGCGCCUAUCUGUGGAUUACGGCAAGAAAUCCAAGCUGGAGUUCUCCAUCUACCCAGCUCCUCAAGUGUCCACGGCUGUCGUGGAGCCCUACAAUUCCAUCUUGACCACACACACCACCCUGGAGCACUCUGACUGCGCCUUCAUGGUUGACAAUGAGGCCAUUUACGAUAUCUGCCGCAGGAACCUUGACAUGGAGCGUCCUACUUACACCAACCUGAACAGGCUCAUCAGUCAAAUCACAUCCUCCAUCACCGCUUCCCUUCGUUUCGACGGCGCCCUCAAUGUGGAUCUGGCAGAGUUCCAGACCAACUUGGUCCCGUAUCCUCGUAUCCACUUCCCUCUCGCCACCUACGCCCCCAUCAUCUCUGCAGAAAAGGCCUACCAUGAGCAAUUAACUGUUGCGGAUAUCACCAACGCUUGUUUUGAGCCCGCCAACCAGAUGGUUAAGUGCGACCCUCGUCACGGCAAGUACAUGGCGUGUUGCCUCUUGUACCGCGGGGACGUGGUGCCAAAAGACGUCAAUGCCGCCAUUGCCACCAUCAAAACAAAGCGCACCAUCCAGUUUGUGGACUGGUGCCCCACCGGGUUCAAGGUGGGCAUCAACUACCAGCCGCCCACUGUGGUUCCUGGUGGAGACCUGGCCAAAGUGCAAAGAGCCGUGUGCAUGCUGAGCAACACCACCGCCGUUGCAGAGGCCUGGGCUCGACUCGACCACAAGUUCGACCUGAUGUACGCCAAGCGUGCGUUUGUUCACUGGUACGUGGGUGAGGGGAUGGAGGAGGGUGAGUUCUCUGAGGCCAGAGAGGACAUGGCAGCACUGGAGAAGGACUACGAGGAGGUUGGGGCCGACUCUGUUGAUGAUCAGGGAGAAGAGGGAGAGGAAUAUUAGGAGGUAGAAGACACUGGAUACUCAGGAGACAAUGAUUGCUAUGUGAUCCUGAAUGUGUUCACUCAGCAGUUUGACUGCUCAAACCGCAAAAUGAGUUUGAUCACUUGAAACAUCAAACAACAUCACUUCUUUUUUUUUUUUUUUUUUUAUCUUAGCCGUUCUGGCAAAUAUUCCUAUUUAUCCCAAUCCACUUCUGGAAACGUAUUUUUGUUUACCUUAUAAUAUAUAUUGUUACUUUAAAGCAAUAUUUUGAAGUUCAGUGUAUUUGUUGCUUCAAAAAGGAUUUAAGAGGUUCUGUGGCACUUGGUUUGUCGAUACAGGUAUACGAACAAUAAGAUGAGUCAUUUUUAAAUGAGAUAAAUUCAUGAAUAUAUGACAAACUUGAUGGAAUAAAGGUAAACCACACGACUUAUUCUGAAAUUUUUCUUUGCUGUCCUAACUAAAGAACUUUUUCACAGUGU